CGAGACUCAAACCGACUAAGUCCGCCUCUCCUGUUUUCUUUUGUCCGCCCCGCUGUGUCUCGCUGAAGAAAACCAGAAUGUCGCCCCUUCAUAGCCGGACGUCAACCACCAUCCCUCUGUCCUCCUUCAUCGUCGCACUUCCUACCUCAAUUACAGGCUUCCGAUUCUACGAUUUCGAGAUCGAGAAAAGGAACAAAGCAGAGCCGAAUUCUAGAUCUUCUUCUCCAAAUUCCCGAUCCCAAAAUUCCAGGGUUACCACUUUGUUGAAAAAGAUGAAGAAAUUAAGGGAUUGGAGCUUGAAGAAAAGUUGCUACCCACCAUUGUCGUCCGCCAGCGAGCAGUGGUCCGCCGCCGUCUGCUUCCUGCUUCCUCCUCUGGUGCGUGACUUCAAUUUUUGUUGCAGCGGCUCUCUUAUUCUCGGUGAUAUUUCCCCCCUCCAACUCUCGACCAAUUCCUCUGAAUUUAUAGCCAGGAGAUUUCUUCCCAUUGAGAUUAUUCCCGUUGAAGCUUUAAUUGGGCGAAAUUCAUGGUGGAACGUUGGAGCGUGCUUGACUUCAGCCCUGGCGUUAUCUUCGUUGUGGAAGAAGUCAUAAACUUCUUUUUUUUGCCGUGCGUGAGAUUGGAGAAGAAAGAGUAUGCUGGGCUGGUAUUCUUUUGUUGAUCAUUGUUUGGGCUCCGGCCCAAACUCCAUCUAUUCUUUCCAACAUGAACUUCAAUUUGGCCCGUUUGCUACCCUUUUUUCUCCACAAUAAGAUAUCUAAUAACUU
Molecule: messenger RNA, 767 nt
Organism: Cuscuta campestris
Lineage: Eukaryota; Viridiplantae; Streptophyta; Magnoliopsida; Solanales; Convolvulaceae
Source: the annotation of a GenBank genome assembly